AUGCCUAUAAAGCGCAGGCGCAGUGAAGUCGAAAUCGAUGCCUCAAGUCCGUCAGCACCGGCGAAGAAACCCCGCCUGAUCGAUACGGGCGCAUCCCGCGAUCACUUGUCGCCACUCCCGAGCGAGCUCCUCGUGCGAAUACUGACGCAUCUGUCCCUGCCACAACUGCUGAACGUCGCGCCUGUAUCGCGACGCUUUCAAAGAAUAUCCGAAGACUCACAGAUAUGGAAACGGCUGUACUAUUCCCGUUUCGUUCUGCCGCGCGCAUUGCGCAUCCCUGGCUUUCGCGACGGGUCGGCGAGAGAGGGAAAGCUACACUACUCGUCCCGGCGCGCAGUGUGGGCUGAUGGCAGGAGGGGAGGCUGGGUAGACAUGCGCAGCGAUGAUCGAGACAAACCGUCACGAGACUGGAAGAAGCAGUAUAAGCUCAGACAUAACUGGUCCAAGGGCACCUGCGCUAUGGAGGAGCUCCAUGUUGAAGAUGGCAUGAGCGCUGUGACGGGCUCGCGCGAGCCCCAGAAGAUGUUGGUGAAAGUCUGCGACGGUAUUGCAGUCACGGCCGAUCUGAGCAAUGGGCUACGAGCUUGGGAUCUCAAGACGAAGCAGAUGGUGGCGCAAAUCAAUCUUGCAGAAGCAGAUAUAGAUGCGCCACCUACCUGCCUUGCUCUUGAUGAACAGAAGCUAACUCAGCAAGUUGUAGAUAUUGCAGUAGGCUUCCGUGACGGGAGUUUUGGCAUUUGGAGGCUUGACAUCCGGGAUCGAAGGCUAUUAAGUCGGUACCGCCAUGGGAAGUCCACCAUUGGACCACUCGCUGGCGUUGCGUUUUCGCAUCCGUAUCUUUUGACGGCUACCGAAUCUAUUUUGAUCUCGCUGUACACAUUUGAUAGGCCGAAUUCAUCAAGUACGAGCCGGAAUCAGCACGAGACAAGUUCCGAAACGGAGAGGGACUCUGAUACUAAUCUACCGGCUCCAUACCUCCUUACUUCCUUAAAAUCACAUACAUCUCAAGCCCCGCUGGCUCUGUCGAUACGGAAAACCAGGGUGGGAACAGUAGCGUCCAUUGCGUAUACAUUUGCUACAUUGCGAGGAUGGUCACUUGGUAUACAAGAUUUGCAUUUGAAGCCUUCCUCGUCAAAUUUGAAAGAUACGCCGGAUAUUACAACUACCCGGCUGGCAUAUACGUUGCCAAUAACCUCGCCUUCGUCACAUAUUCCCUCGCCACCGAACUCACCUGCAAGACCACGAGUGAGCACAAGUGCUGGAUUUGCAAAUGCAAUAGAGGACGGGCCUAUUAGUAUCUGUUAUACGCACCCCUAUCUCCUCGCGACUCUCCCGGACAAUACUCUGAUUCUAUAUCUCUGUACCUCCAAUGCAUCUUCGCUGUCCAUUUCUCCAGGAAUCCGCCUCUGGGGGCACACCUCGGGUAUUAGCGAUGCUGAGAUCACCGCGCGUGGCAAAGCAGUCAGCGUCAGCUGUCGUGGUGAGGAGAUCCGGGUAUGGGAAUUGGAGGGGCGGGCAGAUGGGCGUAGUAUCGAGGUUCGACCCACAGCUUCUGGCAGUACAAACGACGAUGCAAAUGGAACCGAAAGCCCCCAAGUCGAUUCUGCUUUCGACGAACGGCGGAACUGGGUUGGCUUCGAUGAUGAGAUGGUCAUUGUGCUCAAGGAAUCUAGAGGUCGGGAAAGUCUCAUGGUCUAUGAUUUUACAUGA
Molecule: messenger RNA, 1710 nt
Organism: Truncatella angustata
Lineage: Eukaryota; Fungi; Ascomycota; Sordariomycetes; Amphisphaeriales; Sporocadaceae
Exons: 2
Coding region: 1-1710 (569 amino acids)
Molecular function (GO): protein binding
Source: RefSeq, a predicted model, not a curated record